AUGGAGGUGUCGGAUGUUGAGUGCAGCCAGGUGAAGCGGUUCGUGAGGCAGGGCGGGCGCAAGUACCUCAUCUUGGACUGCAGGUCGUUCUUGGCGUACAAUGCCUGUCACAUCAGCGGCUCACUCAAUGUCCGCUGCAACACCAUCGUCAAACGCAGAGCCAAAGGCUCCGUCAGUCUGCAGCACAUCAUCCCGGCCGAGGAGCCCCGCAGCCGACUCCAAGCGGGUUUCUACUCGGCCCUCGUCCUGUACGACGAGAGGAGCCAACGAUUUGACCUGGUCAGACACGACAGCACCGUUAACACGGUGCUCAACGCACUAUUGGGAGCCUCCUACCCAACUCAGAUCUACUUCCUCAAGGGAGGAUACGAGAGAUUUUCUUCCGAGUAUCCUGAGUUUUGCAUUAAGGCAAAAAGCCCAUCUGGAAUCCUGCCACCAUCCAACAUUGAGUCACCUGGAACAAGUCUGAGUGCCUGCGGGACUCCACUCCAUGACCAGGGCGGCCCAGUGGAAAUUCUCCCUUUUCUCUACCUUGGAAGUGCGUAUCAUGCAUCUAAAAAGGACACACUCGAUGCCAUGGGGAUUACGGCUCUCCUGAACGUCUCCUCCAAUUGUCCGAACCACUUUGAGGACCAUUAUCAAUAUAAAUGUAUUCCAGUGGAGGACAAUCAGAAAACAGACAUCAGUUUCUGGUUCAUGGAAGCAAUAGAGUACAUUGAUUCUGUCAAAAAAGUUGAUGGCCGAAUACUAGUUCAUUGCCAAGCUGGCAUCUCACGAUCCGCCACCAUCUGCCUUGCUUAUUUAAUGAUGACUAAACGCGUGCGGCUGGAGGAGGCCUUCGAGUUUGUCAAGCAGAGACGGAGCAUAAUCUCUCCCAACUUCAGCUUCAUGGGACAGUUGUUGCAGUUUGAAACUCAGAUCCUGGCGCCUUCAUGCUCUGUAAAAGCUGCCAGUCCUUCAGGGGCCCUCAGGGAGCAGAGUAAACCUUCAUCGACCCCAUCAUCUCAGUUUGUCUUCAGCUUCCCCGUGUCUGUUGGUGUUCAUUCAACCCCAAAAGGUCUCAGUUACUUACCCAACCCCAUCACAACAUCACCAACUUACUAAUGGAUGACAGUUUAAAAACUCAACCAAAUGUCCAUAACUUCUGUCUAAUAGAGCAUCCAGUCAAGUAGUUUGUUAAAUGGUCUGAACCUCUUAUUUUAAAGAGGCAGGAAAA
This is a messenger RNA of Carcharodon carcharias (great white shark), 1216 nucleotides long. It is a transcript of the gene dusp4, whose product is annotated as dual specificity phosphatase 4. NCBI's taxonomy places the organism in Eukaryota, Metazoa, Chordata, Chondrichthyes, Lamniformes, Lamnidae. Bases 1 to 1104 code for a protein of 367 amino acids. The transcript is spliced from 4 exons. Gene Ontology annotation, cellular component: cytoplasm; nucleus. The record is from RefSeq and is a predicted model, not a curated record. Gene Ontology annotation, molecular function: protein tyrosine/threonine phosphatase activity; MAP kinase tyrosine/serine/threonine phosphatase activity. Gene Ontology annotation, biological process: protein dephosphorylation; negative regulation of MAPK cascade; endoderm formation.